This is a messenger RNA of Electrophorus electricus (electric eel), 1731 nucleotides long. It is a transcript of the gene adm2a, whose product is annotated as adrenomedullin 2a. Gene Ontology annotation, molecular function: hormone activity. Gene Ontology annotation, cellular component: extracellular region. The record is from RefSeq and is a predicted model, not a curated record. NCBI's taxonomy places the organism in Eukaryota, Metazoa, Chordata, Actinopteri, Gymnotiformes, Gymnotidae. Gene Ontology annotation, biological process: positive regulation of heart rate; adenylate cyclase-activating G protein-coupled receptor signaling pathway; regulation of systemic arterial blood pressure.
UCUGGCUCUUGACUACCGCGUGGCAAAAAUCUCAACACGUUUUUUUCUCCUUUUUGUGCGCGCAGAACGAUACAAUCUCACCUGAUAUAAAGGACUAGGCUAGCAUACCAACAGCGCUCUUGUCGCAGCAGCCUGAAGCUUCUCUGAACUCGGUGCUGUCCAGGUGCUUUGCAAGCCGUCUCCUGCCCAGGGGGUGUGAGACAACUUCUCCCGCGAUGGGAUCGCUUCUGCCGGCUGCGCUGUAUUGCAUCAGCCUUUUCUUUCUACAACUUCAGGCGCUUCCAGCGGGAAGCCGGUCGGGAGAGAACAGGUUGGAUUUCAUGAUAGAGUCACGUCAACUUGAUGAGGGCAGCGCCACCUCCCCAGACUCUGACCAGCGCUCGGAGGACACCGCUGCCCCUCCGGCUGUAUCGUUAGACCGCGGUGCUCUGUGGAGAGCCCUGCUACUGAGAAACCCACCCGCAUCAUCUGUGGACUUGACGAGCUUCCUCCAUGUUUCCCACACUGCUCCGUCCAUGGGAGGGGCAUCAGCCGAGGGAGGGGAAGAGCCAAACCGAAGACGCCCAAGGGGCCGUCGCCAUGCCCAGGUGCGGAUUCGGCAGCAUCAACCCCAUGGCCAGCUGAAGCGUGUUGGGUGCAUCCUGGGCACCUGUCAGGUACAGAACCUCAGCCAUCGCCUCUACCAGCUGCUGGGCCAGUCUGGACUUCAGGAUUCCUCUCCCAUAAACCCUCGCAGCCCCCACAGUUACGGAUGAGCCCUGGAGUGACCACGGCCUCAACGGAAACCCCUGCUCAGCUGCUUUACCUACGUGUGUCCCAGUCAGUCUCUUUGGUGUUGUUACUGUUACUGUUACUAAUAGGCUAAGAAAUUGAUUUGAAAAAUUAAUGCAGAACUUCCUGUGUUUGCCAUCCUGUCCAUUGCGAAAUUGUGGAGUCUGUUUUUUGUUUUGUUUUGUUUUGCUUUUUUGGACAGCUUAUGUUACAGACAUGGCUGGAAUUCCCAUUCUCUCUGAGACGUUUUCACGUUUCAAUCCCUGUGCUACGAGAAUGAAGCCGUAUUUUCUUUACAGUGCCAUAAAAAUGCCGUUGUGAACUAUGAGCUGGUCUGCACUGCUGAACAAACUCCCGGGAUCUGCCUCCCAGGAAACCUCACUUAAGGCCGUCAGCAUCAACACUGCAGAUCCAACUAUUAUGCGGAUUUGAUCCCGAAGUGCAUUGGGAAUUCUGUCAGAUCGAUGCCGGUGCACCACAUGAGAGACUUGUAUGGUGCUAGACCUCCUCACCUCGCUGCCAACCCAUACCCUAAGAGCAAGGAGACGGCUCCCGACGGCCUGGGAGAAGAACUCCACCACGAGCAGAUGCAAUGGAGUGGCAUCUGCCAGCUAUCUCACUAGAGAUGACCACCGACAGCCUCCCACCUUUUCAAUGAAUGCUUAGAUCGGAUCAGUUUUGACCGUGAGACCAGGUCCAAUACACAUCAACAAUGAAAGAUCAGCAACCGAAGUUUACAUAAAGGUUUUAUUUUAAUUAAUGGGUAAUUCUUUUGAAAAUGAUAGUUCUGAACCAUGUUUUCCUUUAAAUGCAGUGGUUAGUUGGUUAAGGUCACGAUGCUCGUGUACAUGUGGUUACUGGUAAUAAUACUGAAUCUUUCCAGCUAUAGUCUAGAAGCUCAGUUAGUCUUGAUGUUAUAUAUAAUUUCUAAGGUUAUAAUAAAGUGUAAUGGAUAAUUUA